Molecule: messenger RNA, 553 nt
Organism: Cuscuta campestris
Lineage: Eukaryota; Viridiplantae; Streptophyta; Magnoliopsida; Solanales; Convolvulaceae
Source: the annotation of a GenBank genome assembly
AUGAUAGCCGCUCAAGAACUCUCCGAAUUUCUUCAAAUGGAGAUUCGCCUCAAAUUCGAGGAAGAAGUUCUUGAAUUCUACAGAAAUGGAGAAAUCAAAUCUGCUCAGUCAAAGAAAAAUCCACAGAGCACAUUUCCAGUCAUCAAGUCCACUGUUGGAGGCUCAAAGGUGAAGCUUUUGCAGAAGAAAUUGGGAAGAAGGCUUCGCCUUCCCAAUUCUGGAGUUGAAGUUGGGAAAUUUCCAGUCAAAAAUCUGGACUGGAACAUCAUUGGAAUUUCUGGGCGAACUCCUUCUGGCCCAGCAAAGAAAGUAGAUCUGAACAACGAUUACAAGUUGAUUUUGGAACUAGUCAUCGCCUACCUCGAAUGUGGGAGUGGAGGUCAUGCCGAUGACAUCACCCAGGAGAGAGCCUUCAUCAUCAACGCUCUCAUUACCAAAACUAAGGUAAACUGGGCUGCACACUUUUUCAAUUCCAUCUCAAAGCAUUUGGGAAAGCCCAACCAGAAAUAUCUUUGUCAAGGACUAUACCUUGGACAUAUCUUGGAGUCUAUGG